This is a messenger RNA of Amphibalanus amphitrite, 2974 nucleotides long. Its product is annotated as sarcoplasmic reticulum histidine-rich calcium-binding protein-like. Bases 177 to 1964 code for a protein of 595 amino acids. Lineage: Eukaryota; Metazoa; Arthropoda; Thecostraca; Balanomorpha; Balanidae. The transcript is spliced from 6 exons. The record is from RefSeq and is a predicted model, not a curated record.
UCCCGGCGGCACCUGCCUGGCACGACUUUUCAUGACGUGCCCCGAAACACGACCCCUUAUGACCGUAUUGUUCCUCGAAGCGGCGCGGGGCGGCCGGAGCUCGUCUGAAGCUAUCCAGUAGGAGGUGAACGGUGGCCGCUGGCGGCUGGACCGGGGCGGUGUGCCAGGCGGUCAGCAUGGCGGCACCGCUGACCUCGCUGGUGCUGAUUCUGCUGAUGCUGACCUCGACGCUCGGCUUCCUUGGCCAUCAUAAGAAGGUUCUGGCUGGCGAUGAGGAGAAAGGUCGCAUCGUCAGCUCUCACUACUGGGACAAGUUCAGAGACUUCAUGGACGAGGUGGCCGCCGCUGACUUCUUUGUUCGAACCGAUAUGUUGACCAAGCCCGACUCUGCCGAGGCGCUGGCACCGAGCCAACUUCUGGACGCCAUCGCCGCUCGCCUCGACGACUCAGAGUGGCUGGAUGAGCUGGACGCCGAGUAUCAAAAGUACGGCGAACACAACAUGACUGUGCUGAUCAACACGUUCCGAAAACUAGGACGGGUCGCCAAGAAACAUAAGGAGAAGAUACCGGUCGACGUGCUCCGUCAGCUCAUGUGGCGCGGCGUGGUGCGUCCCGAGCGGCAACACGACCUCGAGAAGCGUCUCUCGGCCGCGCUGCAGCUGUUCUUUGACACCGACCUGGCGCUGCGGCUCCAGCGUGUUGCUCCGGACGUGUUCGAGGAGUACCUGAUCGGGGUGUUCGAGUUCGACUGGAUGCCGCUGGAGGAAAUUCUGGAGGACACGCUGUCACACCACGAACUCAAGACCCAACUGGCGGACGAAAUCGGCGGCACAACCGAGCACGACUCAGUCCGUCCCUACUCCACCCACCAUCGGCCUCCCGGCGCUCAGAACAGCAAAGGCAGGUCUCCGCAUCCUCACGAAACAUUCCACACGGAAGCAACGCCUACUGUAGAAGGCUCAGGACAUGCUGAUGAUCAUUCCGUUCACAAUCGCGUUCAUGAAGUACAGGUGGAAACGGUACAUGGGGAUAUUCCCGAUGGCGAAUGGCAUGGCGGGGGAUUUGUCUGGCACGAAGAGCAUGAUGAUUUCAUCGAGGAUGUCUUUGUUAGUGACGAGGACGAAGGUUCUGGAAAGGGGAUCAUUCGUGAGGCACAUCCUCACAAAGGACGUCACCGGAAGCCUCACAAGCAUCCUCAUGAUCGUCCGCAUCACCACCGGCACCAGCAGCCUGCCGAGGAUGAUAUUGAAGACAACCUGAUUCCUGUGACGACAGAGAGGAGUCACGGGUACGAACAGAGUUCUGAGGAGGAGUUAGAGGACCAGGCGCAUGUCGAAGGAUCAGCUGAGGGAGACGCUUCACAUGGAGGGAGUUCUAGCGAGGAGGAACAUGAACAGAGUAAGUCUGACGGGUCGUCGCAUCCUGGGAAACAUGUAGGACGUGAAGACCAUCCAGGUCGACACAGGGGCAGAGAGAAGGGAGAUCGCGACAGUUCGAAGCGGGGACGCGGAAAGCACGACGAGCAGCACGAGGAAGAGGAAAAGAGCGGCCAAAGCGCAGACGGAAAGGAGAGAAACGCACGUAAGGUCAGCGCCUCACUGGUGUCCAACGAAGGUCCUCGCCGUGUCGACAACAAACACGUCACAGGUGAACAUCCCGGCAAGAAACCCAACAGUGGUGACGAGAAACAGCCCGUGCAGGAAGAGGACCCUCCUCAGGAUGCUGACGAUGCCUCUGGCGCUGAAGAGGAGGAGGGAGGAGCUGAGUGGAUCCAGGGAGUCCCGCCAGGUACGCCCGAUUGGUCGGAAGGGGAGGGUGUAGGCCACAAGCAUCCGCGCUCGAGCUCCAUCACUGAUCGAGUCGAAGAUCCCAACUCGUGUGUCACCUGCCAGACGAUGGUUACAGAGAAACGGUGUGGCAGGAUCUGUGACUACAUCUGCCGCAUGUGCAAGGGCGUGUACUAGAGGCUAAUUUGGUUUGUCGGGACGUACCUUGAUGUGCUGAUGGUUCGCACCAGGGUAUUGUUUAGCAGGCAUCAGCGAAGAAAUCACCUAAGCUGACGAGGCUCAUUGGGAAGCAGUUUAGUUCUCUGCGGGAGAAUUGAUUCGGUGAAACGGGCUGGUAGAAGAGUGGAGUAGAGGGUUUUGUAGAGCUGUUCUCAACAGCAAUGCAAUGUAGUCGUCAGAUCUAGAGGGAUUGUAGAUUAAAAAUAUGGUCGUUUAGCGUCUCCAGACUCCAAUAGUCAUAACUGGGAUUUUGUUAAUGCAAUGCGUUGCGGCGUGUAGUCUCGAAACGUACCCUAAUCAUUAUUGCAGCUUUGCAUAUUCAGCAUUUGUUUGUGUUGUACCUAACACUUUGAGAUACUAUACGUAUCAAUUAUCAUGUCCUUGUUCUUGCAUGUGUUUAGGUGUUUGUCCAACAGCAGCAUAUGUUAUCAGCUGGGUUGUUCAUUACGGUAUAAAUAGUCAGCAUUUAGCCAAGAUCUUCCCUUAUGCCAACAUGUCUUCAAUGUUCUCUGUUAAUCGUUCAUGUGCAUCAAUUGCGGCAUUUAGCCGCAAUUUGUGUAUUGUCCCUGUGUAUUGAUUGUCACGUGUCGUCCUUUUUACGUGUAAUGCCUCCUGUAGUAAUGCUCCAUACAGUAUACCGUUCUUGUAACCACCAUUCAAUGUUUACGUACGGACUAUAGCUCGCUUGCCAAGCACAAAUACCAGACGUAUUCACAACGCCAAAGUUUUGCUAUUGUUAAUAGGUUUAUUUCACAACAAACUUAAUGAUAUGCCUACGUUUUUCUCGUUAACAAGACCUUCCGUGUGCUUGCUCGCACCUUGUAGUAAACUUGCAGAUUUUUGAGUAGCCGUAUGAUAACGUAGCUUGGAGUGGUCCUUUUCUCAACGGGCCCGCCUUAUCAGUUUACACAUUCCGUCCGUUUACUUUUAUUUAAUCAUCAAGAGCUACAAUAUAUGUCAGAUGUGCG